This is a messenger RNA of Notolabrus celidotus (New Zealand spotty), 1210 nucleotides long. RefSeq names its product NADH-cytochrome b5 reductase 2. Gene Ontology annotation, cellular component: mitochondrion. Lineage: Eukaryota; Metazoa; Chordata; Actinopteri; Labriformes; Labridae. The coding region runs from base 90 to 1007 and encodes 305 amino acids. The record is from RefSeq and is a predicted model, not a curated record. The transcript is spliced from 9 exons. Gene Ontology annotation, molecular function: oxidoreductase activity; FAD binding.
GAGAGAGAGAGAGGGACUGUGUGUGGACUCUGGUCUCUGAGGUUGUUGCAGGAGAAGGAAAUCAAGAGGCAUUUGUACAUGUUAGAACCAUGGAUCAGAGCUUGCUGAUUCCGGUGGUGGGAGCUGCUUCUGUGGUGGUUGUGUCAGCACUGUACUUCCUGCUCCGAGGCUCUACAGGAGAGAAGAAGAAGAAGCUGCCUGUGACUCUGCAGGACCCUACAGCCAAAUAUCCUCUCCCCCUCAUAAACAAACAGGAAAUCAGCCACGACACAAAGAAAUUUCGGUUUGGCCUUCCGUCUUCAAAUGUGAUCCUGGGACUUCCAGUAGGUCAGCAUGUGUACCUGUCAGCCAAGGUGAACGGCAGUCUGGUGGUCAGAGCCUACACUCCAGUCUCCUGUGAUGAUGACCAGGGCUAUGUGGACCUCGUGGUCAAGGUGUACUACAAGAACACCCACCCGUCCUUCCCAGAGGGAGGGAAGAUGUCUCAGUACCUGGACAACAUGGCGAUAGGAGACAGCAUUGACUUCAGAGGACCCAGUGGGCUGCUUAUCUAUAAGGGAAACGGACACUUUUCCAUCCGACCGGACAAGAAGUCAGAGCCGAAAGUUCGGAAAUUCAAGCACAUUGGAAUGAUCGCUGGAGGAACAGGUAUCACUCCUAUGCUGCAGUUAAUACGCAGCAUCACAGCUGACCCUGCUGACAACACCAAGUGCUCCCUCAUAUUUGCCAACCAGACUGAGAAGGACAUCCUGCUGAGGGAGGAGCUGGAGGAGGUGAAGAAGAACCAUCCUGACAAAGUUCAUCUCUGGUUCACGCUGGACAAACCUCCACAGGAUUGGAGCUAUAGUUCAGGGUUUGUAACCCAAGACAUGAUCAAGGACCACCUCCCCGCUCCGUCCAGUGACGCCCUUGUAGUCCUGUGCGGUCCUCCACCAAUGAUCCAGUACGCCUGUCUGCCAAAUCUGGACAAGCUGGGACACAAGACAGAGAACAUUUUUGCAUACUAGAGUUCUGAUAAACUACACAUGCUGUUAAUGAACUGUAAUCAUCCAAUGUCUGCGCCAACAACCUGUGUGAACACUGCUGAAGGGUGUGGGCUCACCUGUCUGUAGGAGACCUCACCUCUGUGAAACCUGUACCCCAGAAUGAGCAGGCCUGCAUUCACCUCCAUUAAAAUAAAGACUUUGUUACUUAAGGAUUCAAACACUGA